This is a messenger RNA of Lineus longissimus, 1191 nucleotides long. Its product is annotated as glutamate formimidoyltransferase-like. The record is from RefSeq and is a predicted model, not a curated record. Gene Ontology annotation, molecular function: transferase activity; folic acid binding. NCBI's taxonomy places the organism in Eukaryota, Metazoa, Nemertea, Pilidiophora, Heteronemertea, Lineidae. The transcript has 6 exons. The coding region runs from base 98 to 1099 and encodes 333 amino acids.
CUACUCCUUAACCCAGGAAAUGGGGUCACUGAGUUCAUUUCACAACAUUGUAUACCUUUAUUAGCCAUUGAUUGUGGAUCCAGCUGAUGAUGUGACAAUGGCCAAGCGACUGGUGGCGUGUCUGCUGAACAUCUCUGAAGCUCGGAAUCGCCAUCUAGUGGAGGAGGUGGCAAUGGCAGCUAUCGCAUCGAACAAAACAAAUCAGAACUCCAGUAGCAACGACCCUAAUCUACCAAUCAAGUCAUCAGUCCUCAACAUAUUCUCAGACUACGACUACAAUAGAUCAGUCAUCACAAUUGCAGCUUCAGUAGAAAACAUUGCUGCCAGCGUCCAUGAUGCAUGUGUCAAAGCGUACAGUCUUAUUGACUUGAGUCGUCAUGAUGGAGGUCAUCCAAGGCUGGGAGCUGUGGACUUGGUUCCACUACACCCCAUAUCGGCUGAUGUCACUUUGGAGGAAUGUGGUCAAGUGGCUAAAGAUCUUGCAUCGAAACUGGCAAGGGAUGUCCCUGGGAGUGCCUUCUUUCUCUUUGGUCAUGCUGAUGUACCAGAAUGUCGUGGUCUGGUCAGACGGAGGAAGGACGUCAAGUGGUUUGAUGGCAAGUACGACAUGGACUACAGUCGGCUGAAACAAGAUGUUGGUCCAAUCCCUGGACCAAGAUAUGGCAUGACAGGAGUUGGCAGCAUUCCCUACGUUAUGAACUGCAAUGUCACCAUUGCAUCAAACGACCUGGACUUCGGCAAAGCAAUUGCUCAAGCCAUACGGGCAACGACCGAGGGUGGUUUACCAGGAGUCCAGUCAAUGGCAUUUCAUCAUGAAGGAAACAUAGAAAUAGCUUGUAACGUGGAGAGUAUUUACAGAGACGACAGGGACAAUUUUGACGUUAGUGACUUGGUAUGCUCCUUUGGGAAGUUUCAUCAUGUGCCUUCUCAUGUGUUACAAAGGAGAGUGCAGACAAUGGCAGGUGCUCGGGGCAUAGAUGUGGUGGGUUCAUCCACCAUUAUCGGAUUUACACCCGAAGUGGCUAAUCGGGUGGCGAUGGAGGCAUUGGCAAAUGGGAUCCAGGAGUUCUGGAGGACCAGGAAAGAGAGAAUGAUGUAGUUACACCAAUACAUUUAAAAUAUAAGACGAGAAAAAUUGUUUAUAAGUGAUAUUGAUUUUAAUACAAAUAAAUAUAAGUGGAUAGCAGCUAA